This is a messenger RNA of Brassicogethes aeneus, 1362 nucleotides long. Lineage: Eukaryota; Metazoa; Arthropoda; Insecta; Coleoptera; Nitidulidae. The record is from the annotation of a GenBank genome assembly.
UAAUACACAUAAGGAGGUCAAAGGAAAAAAACUAUUUUUAAAUUUAUAUUUAAUUAUUUAUUGGUUGAAAUAGCGAUAAGAAAUACGAAACAAUGUAACGGAUGCUUUGUUUUUAAAAUCAUGUCUUAAUUCUGCUACAAAGAUUUUGUAACAAAGUGCAUCUUAAAUUUGUAUUCUAAAUAAUGUGCAGUUUACCUACCUACUUAAUUUUAAUAAUGAGUUUACCUAUCUAAAUCUCAUCCGAUAAGAAAAAUAAAUAAAAAAUGUGUAGUGUUUUUAAAUAAAAUUAAAAAAGUAUUGUUUUUAAAAUCAAAAUGGAAUUUUUAAUAGGCGGUUCGGCCGCAGUGUGUGCCGGUUUUUUUACGAACCCCCUUGAAGUGCUAAAAACGCGAAUGCAACUGCAAGGCGAGCUACGGGCAAAAGGUCAACACGCUGUGCAUUAUCGAAAUGUGGUGCACGCGGGAUACACGGUGGCCAAAAAUGACGGGAUACUGGCAUUGCAAAAAGGACUCAGCCCGGCCCUUUGGGUUCAAUUGGUCAUGAAUGGUCUAAGAUUAGCAAUAUUGCUGCACAGUUAUUGUCAACAGGUACUUUUCAAUUUGCUGAGUCAAGAGGCUACAUGCAAGACAAAAAUGGCCAAAAAGUGUUUUACAAACAAGUUCUUUUUGGCGGAAUCGGGGGGGGUAUUAGGACAAUUCUUAGCCAGUCCCUUGUUCUUAAUAAAAACUCACUUACAAUCCAAAGCGGUAGCGGCAAUUGCAGUAGGACAUCAACACGAACACACUGGAUUAUUUGGAGCUUUAUCGAAUAUUUACAGAAAAAACGGGGUAAAAGGAUUAUUUAGAGGUGCAGGAGCUUCAAUACCAAGAGCAUUCGUUGGUUCAACUUCUCAAUUACUGUCCUUCGACUACGCAAAAGCCUAUUUAGACAAUUACGAAUAUUUUAGCGGAAGACCUCUUUUGAAAUCCUUUUUGGGAAGUAUGGUGGGCGGAGUUGCUAUCAGUGUGAUGAUGACCCCCUUUGAUCUAAUUUUAACUAGAUUAUAUAACCAACCAAUUGGUGAAAAUGGCAAAGGAAAACUGUACAUAAGUUAUAUGGAUUGUGUAUCAAAAAUUUAUCGAUCUGAGGGGAUAAGUGCCUUUUAUAAAGGAGUGGGGCCCAUGUAUUUGAGGUUAGGACCGCACACUGUUUUGUGUUUGGUUUUUUGGGAUAUAUUAAAGGAUUUUCAUGAAAAAUAUACAGUUAAUGUCAAUUCAGAUAUAAUAGAGAAGACUAUAAAUUAAAUUUUACCUACCUUUUAAUUAAAUUGUGAUUUACAUUGUUACCUAUAUUUUUGUAUUAUUAAAAGUUGUAAAAUAAAUA